ACGAGCAAUCCAAUGUGAUUACAAAAAAAACAGGAGGACAAAAAAAAAGACAGAAAAAGAAGAAGAAAAUAAGUUGAAGCAAGCAUAAACCCUAGUGACCUCAAUGGGUGGACACGCGACACGUGUCAGGAGGUGGUGAGGGUGGGCAUGGAUUUCCAAAUUCUGUGUUUUUAUUAAAGAGCGAGAGGCUCUUCCUUCCAAAGGAAGAGUGAGAUUUGGUAGAGAACAGAGGAUGAAACAGGAACAUGAACAUGAACACCAACACCAACACCAACACGAGAGUGAAGUUGCUCAAAUCCUUAUUAAGCUCCCAAAUCUUAUAUGGGAAUCGGAGUGUGGCCAUGGAAUCCUUCCACUAAAGUGGGGUGGGAAGAGGAAGAGAUCUACGAUUGCAGUUACCAUCAAAAGAGAAGCUUCGAGUCCUGCAACCCCGUUCUCCUUCUCUCCCAGUGAGUCCGAUGACAACCCCACUACACUCUUCACAGCUAACCUUUCACUCAAAACGAAGCGAGAACACUAUCUCAGGAUUAUAGAACAACUCACUAAAGACAACGCUUUGCUCUGUCGGGAGGUGAAGAAUGUGAAGUGUUAUUUUGACAAGCUGAAGGAGUUCAAUUUGAAGUUGAAAGCAAGGAAGCAAGAGCUAUGUCUUGGCCCAAAUCAAACUCAUCUCUUACAACAGCAAUUGCAAUUCACCGCCAUGCCGCACCUUCCGCCCUUCAUGGGGAAUCACACGGCUGGGGCACCCUUAAUCACAGAGGCUGAGCGCGUUGUUCGGCAACCAUGCGGACACGCAACGACGUCGUCGGGAGCGCCGUCCAACAGUGGCGGUGCAAUGGGCCUGGGCCACUGCAACAGUAAUAACGAGGUGGGCCCAAAUGGAAUUCCUGAUCUGAAUUUACCACUUGAUGAGUCGAUGACAAUGGAGUGUUGUGAAGCGUCGGAUGUGAAUGUGAAGAAAGAUCUGAGUAGGGCUGUGGCAGCUCAAGCUCGAAAGAAUAGGCUUCAGAUUUAUAGGUUGAAGAAUCCAUUCGGAAAUAGUAAAACCCGUUUUUCUUGUAGAUGAUGUGUUAUAUUUAUUGCUAUAUAUACAUCCACAUAAUUCUUCUACCUUUUUUUCUUCCCGAUUCCUUUUAAGCCAUUAUCUUCAAUCUCGUUACUAACUGCUAUUUGUUUUUCCUCCGCGAGGGAAUUUAAUGUGUUACUGUUUCACAGAAUGUAUAUCAGGGAAGCGCUCUGGUGAUUUUGAAUCUUUCAUGAAUCAUGAUGAUAAUAACAGCGCUUCUGAUUCCGAGUUUUAAUGGCAAUUUAAAAGCUCGUGCAAUG
This is a messenger RNA of Abrus precatorius (Indian licorice), 1326 nucleotides long. RefSeq lists its product as uncharacterized. Bases 233 to 1066 code for a protein of 277 amino acids. NCBI's taxonomy places the organism in Eukaryota, Viridiplantae, Streptophyta, Magnoliopsida, Fabales, Fabaceae. The record is from RefSeq and is a predicted model, not a curated record. The transcript is spliced from 4 exons.